UUUCAUGGCAGAUGGAUGGAGGUGGCCGCUACGCUAUCGACGACGCCGCCGACAAAAUCCACCUGUACAGACGUGCAGCAGAGGCCAGCAGAGCGUGAAUUCCCCCUCCUCGCGUUUAACUUUCCCACCCUUUAUAACCACCACCACCUCCCACUCCCACCUCACCUCCCGCCCUCUCUCACCUCCAGCUCCGAGAAAGCCCAGCCGACCGACGGAUCGAUCGCCGUGGCCGCUGCGACGAUGGUGACGGUGGCGGGGGGCGAGGACCAGGAGGCGGUGCCGCGGGUGGUCUCGAUCCUGUCGGCGCUGCUGGAGCGCGUGGCGGAGCGAAACGACGUCGUCGCGGCGGUGGAGCGGCGCAUACGGGAGGAGGAUGAGCACGACGUCGAUGACGACCCAGAAGAGGAUGUCAAGAAGACCAAGAAGAAGAAGGCGGUGUCGGCGUUCCAGGGGCUGACGAAGCCGGCCAUCUCCGUCGGCGGGUACCUGGAGCGCAUCUUCCGCUUCGCCGGAUGCAGCCCGUCCUGCUACGUCGUCGCCUACAUCUACCUCGACCGCUUCCUGCGCCGCCGCCCGGCCCUCGCCGUCGACUCCUUCAACGUCCACCGCCUCCUCAUCACCUCCGUCCUCACCGCCGUCAAGUUCGUCGACGACAUAUGCUACAACAACGCCUACUUCGCGAGGGUGGGAGGGAUCAGCCUGAUGGAGAUGAACUACCUGGAGGUGGACUUCCUCUUCGGCGUCGCCUUCGACCUCAACGUCACGCCGGCCACCUUCGCCUCCUACUGCUCCGUGCUGCAGACCGAGAUGGCCUACCUCGAGCACCCGCCGCCGUCACCCAUCGACGCCGUCUCCCCCCGCUUGAUGCAGCACUACUUACCGGAGCAGGAUCAAGUCGACGCCACCGCCGCCACGAGCUGCCACCGCCACAAGCAGCAGCUGCAGCUCACUGUCUGAUCCAUCGAUCGAGCUCUUCUUUCUUCUUUCUUCUUUCUUCUUUCUUCUUCUUCUUUUUUGUCCUUGCGGUGUCAGCUAUCUUGGCCUCUCUCUCUUUUUUUCACCGUUCUUGGUACAUAGGUGUUGGUUAGUUAGGACGGAUUUCGCCAUUGUUGGAAGGAGGAUCAAUCAUGAAUGGAAGCACGGAUCGGAUUGGGAUUGUGCCCCAUUGUUUAA
Messenger RNA from Lolium perenne, 1173 nucleotides. RefSeq names its product cyclin-P4-1. Gene Ontology annotation, biological process: regulation of cyclin-dependent protein serine/threonine kinase activity. The record is from RefSeq and is a predicted model, not a curated record. NCBI's taxonomy places the organism in Eukaryota, Viridiplantae, Streptophyta, Magnoliopsida, Poales, Poaceae. Gene Ontology annotation, molecular function: protein kinase binding.